AGUGUUGUUGGCGGGGUAACAUGGACUUUCGUAUGUUUCCGGUUCCGGUCAAUUGUUCAGUAACGAAUAUGGCGGCCAGAGCUGGUUUUCAGGCUAUUAACAGUGGCGGUACAACCGGCUUAACGCCAGGGACUCCAGGUCCCCCAGUGCGAAUGGGCCCGGCACCUAACCAAAACAUGUACCGCUCUCCUAUGCCAGGUCCUGUGUAUCCGAGACCAGGAAUGCCACCUGCCAACCGUAUGGCACCACAGGGUGCAUCUAUGGGCCCUCCAGGGUUUGGUGGAAGCCCCGCAGUUAGACCAGGUUUGUCUGUCUUAGACCAGUCCCGCAAGAGACCUGCUCCUCAACAAAUCCAGCAAGUCCAGCAGCAGCAGGCAGCCCAGAACAGAAACCAGAAUACAAAAAAGAAGAAGAUGGCAGAUAAGAUUCUACCUCAGAGGAUCAGAGAGCUAGUUCCUGAAUCUCAGGCCUACAUGGACCUCCUGGCUUUCGAGAGGAAACUGGACCAGACUAUAAUGAGAAAACGUUUAGACAUCCAGGAGGCCCUGAAGCGUCCUGUUAAGCAAAAGAGAAAACUCAGAAUCUUUAUUUCAAACACCUUUAAUCCAGCAAAGUCAGAUAUAGAAGAUGGAGAAGGAACUGUGGCGUCUUGGGAACUUAGGGUUGAAGGAAGGCUUUUGGAGGAUGCUGCUUUAUCGAAGUAUGACACUACAAAACAGAAACGCAAGUUCUCCUCUUUCUUCAAAUCUUUGGUGAUUGAGUUGGACAAAGACCUAUAUGGACCAGACAAUCAUCUUGUUGAGUGGCAUAGGACAGCUACAACCCAGGAAACUGAUGGCUUUCAAGUGAAGAGACCGGGCGAUGUUAAUGUGCGCUGUACUGUGCUAUUAAUGCUAGACUACCAGCCUCCACAGUUUAAGUUGGAUCCACGUCUGGCCCGUUUACUUGGUAUCCACACUCAGACCCGGCCAGUGAUUAUCCAAGCCCUGUGGCAGUAUAUCAAAACACACAAACUACAGGAUACUCAUGAGAGAGAAUUCAUCAACUGUGACAAAUACCUCCAGCAGAUAUUUGAGACACAGCGAAUGAAAUUCUCAGAAAUCCCUCAGAGGUUGCAUGCCUUGCUAAUGCCUCCUGAGCCUAUUGUCAUCAACCAUGUCAUCAGUGUGGAUCCAAAUGACCAGAAGAAGACUGCAUGCUAUGACAUAGAUGUGGAGGUGGAUGAUACCUUAAAAACUCAGAUGAAUUCAUUCUUGCUUUCAACUGCUAGCCAACAGGAGAUUGCUGCUCUAGAUAACAAGAUCCAUGAGACAAUAGAGACAAUCAACCAGCUAAAGACACAGAGGGAAUUCAUGUUGAGUUUUGCACGCGACCCUCAGGGUUUCAUUAAUGACUGGCUUCAGUCACAAUGCAGAGAUCUUAAGAACAUGACAGAUGUUGUUGGGAACCCAGAGGAGGAACGGCGAGCUGAGUUCUACUUCCAGCCCUGGGCUCAGGAAGCUGUUUGUAGAUAUUUCUACUCCAAGGUGCAGCAACGAAGACAAGAACUUGAACAGGCCUUGGGUAUCCGCAAUACAUAAGUAACCUCAUACAGGAAUGGCAUCGGACUGAAAUGGGAUCAAGUCUUUCAGGACUUUACCAUUUAUUUAUGCAGAGACUUCUGUUACAUUGUACUAAUGCCUCUACGCACACCAAACACUGUCAUUGGCCUUUUAAUUCUUUCUUCACUUGAAAAGUACUGGCGGCUGGGCUCCCUGCUCAUUCUGUAAGUCAAUCUGUUAAUGACAGAGCUGCAAAAAUCAGUGCAAUUUUCACUUUUGUAAUGGUCUCUGAUUGCACAGAGGCCAGAAUUUUUUUUUUAGUAUUUGCACACUUCAUUGAUUAUAAACUCGUAAGUACACCAAGUUUGCCUGUGAACAUUUUUCAUUAUUCAACUUUUUUUUCUGUCACCAGGUAUUUGUAUUUUGUUGUUUUAUUAGAGAUGUUUGAUUGCCAUUCCAUAGUCUAGUAAUACUAUAUUAGUUUGAUAGUGUGGAACCUGAAAGAAGCUUUUGUGUGAAAUACUGUCUUGUUUCCAGAUGAAAGUAUUUUAGGCAGCUUGUGAAGAAAAUUCAACAGGAAGAGCUUCCAGUUUACAGGAGUUAAAAGUUAAACUGAUUUAAAACCUUGUUGUUUUUCUAUGUAGUUGUACUUCUAGUCCUUUUCUAUUGUGUUGUAGUAUAAUUUGUGGAAAGCUUAAAGCACUUUUAUCACCAGUUCACUUUGAAUAUUUGUUGAAAUGGGGAUUACUGUGUUAACAGAUAUAGUUAAUAAAUCUGCAAGUGUACACAUUUGGAUUGCAGCUGCUUUUAAGGAUCCCUUCUGUUUACCUCUGGUAAUUUGAAAUGCACCAUUUUAUAGGAACUCUGUCUUCUUUACUGUAUGUGGAAGUCAGGCUUCAUGUGGUUGGAAAAUAAGUAUUUUUAUGUAUGGCUUAGUGCUUUUUUGAUGGUCUGCAAGCAAUACCUGUCUGUGCUCUUGGAAUGCAGUUGGAAGUGUGGCUUAUAACCAUAUUAGAGUGCCUUGGGGGGGUGGGCGGGCACUUAAGUUGAGCUAUGAACUUGAACUAAGUCAUUAGUAGGGAGAAUGUUUCUUUGUUCUCCUGGCUUUAAAUAAACCAAGUUCCAGGUCCUGAUUGUGUAUAUUUAUGCUUAAUACCAUUAUUUUUGAAAACACAUUCUAGUUUUACAAGCCAGAACACUGCUCCGUAGUUGAACUUCACACCAGUCAAGUUGACAUCAUUGUUUGAAAGAUGAGGGUCUUUGCUAUUUGUUGCUCUGGUAGUUUAAGAGCUGCCACUGUAUGGAUAUAUGAUGUACAGGUCAUGUCUCCAGGUUUAUUGAGAAGUGCAGCAGAACCAGAUAUAUAUAUAUAUAUAUAUUUUUUUUUAAUUGGGUAUAUACAGUUUUCUGUAGUGUCAUGAUAAUCUAUCCAGAAACCUUUUACAGUACGCUUUGGGAAGACUGUGUUCAAAGCUUGUUAUAUAGAUCAGUGAGACAGCAAAAGAAUGUAGAGAAGGCUAACAUGAAUUUUGAAUGUUGCAGUACUUCACACUUCUCUUUCACUGCACUAAGUCAUACAGCUAUUGGCAGUGUCAUCAUGAUUACUUUGGUGUCUGACUCCACUGUUUAAACUUCAGGAUGACUGCAGUAAACAUUGUCACUUUUACAGGUGAACUAUAUUUUUACUGACUGAAUGUUGUGUUUUGAAUGGACCAAUUUUUUUUGUAUUGUGUCCUUAGUUUGUUUCCCAGUUUUAAAAUAAAAGCUUCUUCAGUACAAUCCA
Molecule: messenger RNA, 3324 nt
Organism: Protopterus annectens (West African lungfish)
Lineage: Eukaryota; Metazoa; Chordata; Ceratodontiformes; Protopteridae
Gene: SMARCD1
Product: SWI/SNF related, matrix associated, actin dependent regulator of chromatin, subfamily d, member 1
Exons: 13
Coding region: 21-1580 (519 amino acids)
Biological process (GO): regulation of transcription by RNA polymerase II
Cellular component (GO): SWI/SNF complex; nucleus
Source: RefSeq, a predicted model, not a curated record